AUGAGGGUGAUGUCAAAUUUGCUCCAAUAUGUGCAUCUUGAUAAAACGUACAGUUUACUGACUGGACGAAACCUGAAGGUGAUUUAUGACCUUUUUCAGUUGCUUGAUAUUCAUGGAGAACAAGCUUUAAAUGACGUGCAGUUUUGCGCGUUUUUAAAAUCAAUCACAGAUCUAAACAAUUCACAGAUUUAUAAAGUAUUUGACAUGUUGGAUGUUGAUCGAUCUGGAAGUAUCGAUUUCAACGAGUUCUACCUACUUAUCUGCAUCGUCAUUGCUGUGCAAGAUCGAGAGGAAAAACAUUUUAUAUACAGACAUUCUCGAACAGUUUUUGAUUUACUGGACGAAGAUAAAUCAGGGAAUAUCUCUGCCGAAGAAUUUGAAAAUUUUGGUUUUUUGUUUAGUCUACAAGGCGAAGCUAUUCAUGAAAUCUUCUCGGAAUUUGACGUAUCUGGAGAUCAAAAUUUAGAUUACACGGAAUUUAAAAUGUUUGCGAUGGAAUGUAUCGAUCGUCAGCUUAAGAUGACAAUUUCCAAGUGGUCUUCAGCGUCAUCUUCGUGUGUCAUAUUCUAACAAGUUUCCGAAAGUUGUGAAAUCAGCAAGUUUUUCAGAAAGUUUAAAAUGACCAUGGUAGUCA
This is a messenger RNA of Hydractinia symbiolongicarpus, 634 nucleotides long. Its product is annotated as EF-hand calcium-binding domain-containing protein 9-like. The transcript has a single exon. Gene Ontology annotation, molecular function: calcium ion sensor activity; protein binding. Bases 1 to 570 code for a protein of 189 amino acids. Lineage: Eukaryota; Metazoa; Cnidaria; Hydrozoa; Anthoathecata; Hydractiniidae. Gene Ontology annotation, cellular component: cytoplasm. The record is from RefSeq and is a predicted model, not a curated record.